Molecule: messenger RNA, 8908 nt
Organism: Varroa destructor (honeybee mite)
Lineage: Eukaryota; Metazoa; Arthropoda; Arachnida; Mesostigmata; Varroidae
Product: akirin-2-like
Biological process (GO): positive regulation of innate immune response; positive regulation of transcription by RNA polymerase II
Cellular component (GO): nucleus; chromatin
Molecular function (GO): transcription coregulator activity
Source: RefSeq, a predicted model, not a curated record
CAAGUGCGUCUGUGUGAAUUUUUGGCCGUACUAGGUAGGUUGCCUGAAUAGAUGCUUAACUGUAUACUCACGAUGCUGCAGUGGCAAUGUGUUUGCCUAUUAAGCUUAGGAACAUGCGGUGGUCUAAGUUCGAAAGUAAGCAUAGUUGCAGCUUGUUUUGAGUUGGAAGGGCAAUGUUGAAGCGUGAAGCAAUGUCAAACUGCAGUAUUGUACGUAAAACUCGAUACAUGAGUAUUUCGCUGUGAGUUACCAACCGCAAAGUAGCUAAUUCUCUGCCAUUACUUCGUCAUGCCGUACAUGCCUUUGAUAAGGCGACCGCCAAAGAUUCCUCAGCCAAAGAUUUGCUCAUCCAUUUGAGCUACCACUCCUAAGCAACCAGUUUCGAGUGGACGUUUUUAUUUAUGUCAGAAAAGUGCAUCGGUAGUUUUACUGUAACAGAAGUAGAAGUUACGGCUCAGAAAGUAUUUUCGUAAUCACCACUUCUUUGGUUCAGGUAUCAAACAAAUGUGCUUUCUUAUUUUGCUCAAAUAUUUCUUUGUUUUGCUUGAAUUGGGCGUUUAGCAGUAACCAGCACCAAUUCCGACACCUACGAGCCGUGGAUACUGGGGUUAGCCUUUUAGCUACAGAUCUACAGAGUAUAUACUAUCUACCAUUAUUAUAUUGAUUUAUUCUAGUGCGUAUCCGUCGUAUUUUCCAUAAUAUUUGAAGUGGGUCUAUAAGUCGAUUUUUGUUUGAAUUCCAACUCAGUGGUAUUAAGGUGCCUAACAUACAUCAGGUGUAUGAUACUUCAGCCAACGACUAAAUUUAUGGGUGAUAAAAUUCUGCGUAGGUACAGUACAGUAUAACAGAGUUUCAUUUUGGCCACUUUUUUUUCUGGCACACAGUUCCCUGCAUAGACGCAAUUUUAGUCAACUAAACGUGCCUUGGAGAUAUCUAAGCGGCAAACAUGAAUUAAAUAAAAAAAAUUAUCUUUUCAGUUAAUCCGCAGCCUGAUAAUUUUUUUUCGAGACUAACACCAUACUAGAGGUUCAUGCACUUUCUAAAAAUCUCUAUAUACGUAAAAUUAUAGAAACAUAGUUAUAACCAAAUAAAAACUUUCAGUUUUAACAUAACACACAUUAGUCACAUAACACACAAAACAAUUAUAGAAACAUAGUUAUAACCAAAUAAAAGCUUUCAGUUUUAAUAUAACACACAUUAGUCACAUGACACAAAAAAAUAAAAAGAAUCUAAAUAAAUCUGCCACAAAACACUGCCAGUAACGAACCAAAGUCUGAUGUUUUCGUAAGGAAUAUAGCAGAGGCAAUUAAAAGAAAAAUUUUUGAAAAAAGAUAUGUAUUAUAAAAAGGUAGGUAAGAAAAAAGAUAAAGAAGUCCUCAGUUUACAGGAAAAUGGCCUGAAAAUGUAGAAAAAAUUGAUUUCAUACUUAGAGAAAAAGCAUAUAUUUUUUAUUUGCAAAAUAAAUAAAGAACCAGCAGGAAACACCUCACAAACCUGAGUGUUACAAAAAAAAAAUUAGGAUGGUAUGGAUAAUCUCCAUGUUUGUUAUAACAUCGUAAACUUCGUUUUCUUUAAUUGAACUCUGCCUUAGCCCUCACUAUACAUAAUAUUUUUCAAACAGUGCUAGUUUGUUAAACUUUCUUUCUGCCACUAGUAACUUCUACUCUCCAAAUUAAAAAAUCAGAAUUAGCAUAACAUAAAAAAUGGGGUUUACAAAACUUUUACUUACUACAAAACUCAAAAACUACUCCAUAAAUGCUUUUUACUUAUUUAGAAUCUAGCUUUUGAGAACUUAUGUACGAAGUUUAAUAUCCUUUGCUAUAUUAUUGGCAGCAAAGUGUAACCGCAGUGCCCGCUAGCAAAAUUUAUUGCUCAUUCCGUACACUUUAUUCUUGCAACUCCAUCCCAAACUCAUUAAAGCAAUGUAGCGGCACAUUCAGUAGCACAUUCGUAGAGACGAUCAGAUGCGCAUAAGAUUCAGCUGUAUAAUAAUGGGGACGAUGAACAUAUUCAAAUGCUCGCGGGUCGCCAUCUUGUUUACAACGGCCAUUUUACCUACUGCUGUUGAUGGUUGUGUGCCUGUGUGUUGGGUGUCCACGGUCUUACUUUCUUGACUAUCCUAGGCAGAAGCGUAUAGGCCCUUGCGGAGACAACUGGCUGUGAUUAGCGCUUGCUUGGUGUCCUGGUGGCUAGUGUUGUGUGGAAGUGGGCGCCGCCUAGAAGUCUGACUGAUUGACUCUUAAAGGGCGAUUGCGUGUGUUUCAGUGUCUUGCUGUCAUCGCCUGUGAGAAAACUUCAGUUUAGGCAUCGCCCGUUGCCGUUGAAUCCUGCCUAACGACGAUCGGUUGCAGGAAGCACGCACAGGCCUACAACGCGUUCAUCUGCGCUUUAGGCAGAAGCUGUGCACAGCAGAGCGAGCGUAAACGAAAAGCAACCAGCCCUUUGGCACGCUAAAGCUCAGCGAUCUAGACACCUCGUGAGACUAGAACAUUAAGUUCCCUCAACGUACGCCAACAAAGCCGUCAACUGCCGCCGAACAAAUUUACCGGGAGGAGCGACUAUUAAGUGAUCUAACAACCCACAGCUGGGCAGCCAUCUUGCUGCUUGGACAAGAGUGAGUGUUUGUCUGUUUGUGCUAUUUUAUAUGCUAGAAAGGCACUUCACAGCUGAAAAUCCACAACCGAUCCCUUAAAUUAGUGCAAUUAGCCGAUGAGACAAGGCAAGGCUGGAUUGUUCCACGGCAAAUUUGGCUUUUGUCGUGAACGCGUGCUUAUACGCAUUGGAUGCACGUCGUCUUGCCGUCGACGGUCGAAGUAAGCGACAGCGCUUGCAGCGAAAACCAGCUUCCCCCGCAUUAUCAAGCGCCCAACAAUAACAGUAGCUUCUGGCCGACCCGAGCGUGAGUGCAUAACGAAAACGAAGACUGCUUUUUUAGUGUGUUGUGCGUCCAGGUGCUUGGUGGAAUCAAGAAAAGCCUAACUGGGAGAAGAAAAGACUUAAGGCUCGACUGUGACUAUCUCCUUGCUGAAGAUUGCUCUCCGGAUUCGCUAUUGGUUUCGCCCGUCACGCAUUGGUCGCAAGCAUUGUUCUGCUACUACGACAGCCAUUCGCGUGCGGGUUGUGCGUUGUGCUGUGAAGUGGUUGUGGUCGCGGUGAAUUGUGUUGCGCCCGUAUUAAAAUUUCUUGCAUUGCAUCUAGGUGCUGUUGCUGCUUAGUUGGUUUCUUAAGCACAGUACAAUGGCGUGCGCCACUCUAAAGCGACACCUCGAGUGGGAUCCUCUUGGGGCAGGGCCCCAUGCGAUGAGCCCUAGGCCAGCAAAACGUGCCCGACGAAUCAUGGCCGGUAGUUCCUUGGCAAUGGGGUCUUCGAGGCAACAAUAUCUUGACCGGCAGCAAGCCAUGACGCCGUCGGCGUUCCAGGACGCUGCACCUAAGCUCACAAGUGAACUGAUUGCAAGUUCCGUAUGCAACGAAGUACGCCGAUUACAGAAACGAAAGCAACUUCCUUUUGGUCAGAUCUGCGAUUCAAACUCACCGCCUUCAUCGCCAACGAGUAGCGGAAACAGCGCAAGCUCUUCUGCCGCAGUAGCGGGUUUAUCUGGAAGCAGUUCGUCUACCUGUCCACUCUUCACCUUUAAACAGGUCAACCUGAUCUGUGAACGAAUGCUUCGCGAGCGUGAAGACGAACUCCGUCAGCAUUACGACCGCGUACUCAAUGACAAGUUGGCUGAACAGUAUGACGCCUUUGUCCGCUUCACGCAGGAUCAGAUCCAUCGACGAUUUGCAGACGACCGCGCCGGGGCUCCGUCAUACUGCUCGUAGAUAGCCAAAGACGCAAGAAGCGGCUCGCGCAAAUUGUACUCUCCCAAACUCGCUUUGCCUUCCUGCCUAUCUCGUUAUUAUGUCGGUAGUGUGCCGUGAUCCUAGAGAACCUCGACGUCAGUUUUUCAAUAAUUAAUGGCACAACACGCAUGUGAGGUCUCGAAUGGGAAAAAGAGUUUUCGCUUUUUGUCUUUAUGGUUUUGUGUGUACGGAAAAGGCUGGCGAAUCUGCUAUCUUUCAUCAACCUGAGUGUAACACAGGAUAAAUUACUAAUUGUUGCCUUAGAUACAAUGCGAAUGACAAAUAAUUGCGCGAAAAGGCCAAGUCACGAGGUCCGUGGGGAUAGUCUCCUUUAUGCAUAAAUAGAGUACAGAAUUUAAUUUGAAAGAUUAGCAACGCGAAAAUUGCUUGAAGGACGCGUUGUCUGACCAGCGGUUUGAUAUGUCAUUAAAAGUAAAAGAAAACAAAGAGAAAAAAAUGAAACAAUCCUGAUAUUUCAUGAGGCAUUAUGAGCAGGAAGAAGCAACUGGAAAAAAAGAGCAACAGCCGAUGACGGGAAAUCGGUGUCAUAAAGGACGACGAGAUUUUUCGAGGAAGAGCGCGAUUCUAAGAAAAAUAGUACUGUAUACUCCACCAUAGCAUACAGACAAACAUGGACAAAUUACGCGCAUGCAAUGGGACAAGCCUAGAUCAAGAACUAGCAGAAUCGAAUAUCUAUUAAGAAAAGUAAUCAUAAGAAAAAUGGUAGAUAAUUGUCGCAUGUAUAAAAAACGGAUGAAGAUCCAUAUGAUGAAGUCAUUUCUUCAGCAUCUCAACGAAUGUGGAGUGCUUAGCCGUGAUGGCAGAAAGGGGCUUGGUUAGUUGUACUGUUAAUAAUAGUUACUGUCUAUGAGGAAGAAUUGAGUACAAUAUCUAUAUAGAUUUGAAUAUAUAUGCCACCAUCAUAUGCCUCACAAAUGAGUGACGGGUACGUCGGCUGGUUGUGGUUAAAGAGGGAGUAUGCCGGCAUGUGACACCAUAAAAGGGCGAAAGUGAUUUUUUUAAAAGAAUUUAUUAAAACUAACAGAAGAUCGUUGUCAGAAAGACCGCCCUAGUGGGCUGUGAGGUCGAUCGAUCGCAAAAGUAUCAAUGGCAGUACAACUGAACGACCCGGGAAAUGGGUUUCUUCGUCACACAUACUAUUGUUUAUAAGAUCGGACACCAUUUGUGGGCUCUGUCUGGCUAAGAUACGAUGGGAUAUUCUAAGAUAAUGUGUUUCACAAUUCAAGAUAGCAUCAGUCACGCAGCAUCGGUAGAGGAAAAUGAAGUUGGGGCUUCCUUUUGUUUAGGUCGAUUCUUCAAAAGUCAUGGGUUCAGGGCAAACUUGUAAUCCAAAUUUUGAUGAGAAAAUCGGAAACAAUUGGCUGAAGUGUCUGAAAUCAUAAUUAUGCUGCUUCUAAAAGUAAAUUUAGACCGGGGCGAUAAUUAAGCUCAAUUAAUAGGUAUUUGUACCAUUUGUCGAACGUGGUUGGCAUUUCAUUUUCUGUUAUUAGUUACUAAAGUAGAGACGCAGUGCUAGUAUUACAAAACAAAGCAAAAGAUUAAAGGUUCAUUCAAUUCAGUAAGAAAUAAAUAGGACAAGGAAGACAAGAACACAAACGCGGGAGGUACACAUGCGUCACAUACGUUGGAACUGCUGACGCUGCCAUAUUUAAGUGGCGUAUUUGCUGUUAUCUACGAAGAUGAAAAGAGCAUUAUACUAAAUAUAUAUAAAUAUAUAAAUAAGAAAUAGAUAAGGAUUCGUAAAUAGAUUCGUAAAUAUUUAGGCUGGAGUAUGUGAAUUGAAUAGGAGAGGUAACAUUUAAAAACGUGCAGAAAGCAAGCAAAGAAGAGGAACCAGUGGGCUGCGAGCAAGAGAGUAGUGUCAAAUAGGCAUGAUGAAGAAUUGAUAAUGUUAACGAGGAUUUAAUUACGAAGUUCGAAGUGUGUGCGUGUGUGACUGGGCGUACGUCUAUUGGUCGAAAAAUGGAGGAUCAUUGUAGACAGAUAUCUUUAUUUCCAUUAUUAUUAAUUAGUUCAAUAAUUUUGACGAAGAGAGUACAGAAAACAACCGUUGACGAUUGAUUCGUAGGGUUACGACAAUUAAUGCAAAGGAUGGAUAAUAUUGACAAAAACACAUGUUUAUUAUUAUAAUGACGAUAUGAUCACGUAAAUAGUGUACUGGCCAAAUAAAAGCUGAAGCCGGGACCCAUUUUAUUUUGUAAUACAAGAUGAGCUGCUACAAUCACUGUUAUUAAUGACAUAUUAUCAAAACCAACAAAGCAGUAACAAUAAAGUAAUUACAGUAAUAACAAAAUGAAAGUAACCAUCGUUAAUGUGUUAAAAAAAAAGGAGUCAAAAUGACGAGUUAUCCUCGAUGAAUCUGCAUUUCGCCUGUUAGUUACAAUAGGAACUGGAAAGCAUUCAACAAAUGACGAAUAGAUUUGGCGUAAAUCGCAUAUAUAGCGUAUCUUUACGCGCGGUAGACGUCUUGUGUAGUUUAUUAAUGUUAUGCGCAUCCCCGUAAAUUCUAAAUGGCUUGAUUAUCAACAGAUAAGGUACGCACACCAUUGACGGUAUGUGCGAAUAAGUUUUUACAAACAGCGUGGAACGUCCUCCUCAACAACGUUAGCAACCCUAAGAAACUUGCAUAAGUUUUCAAUAAAACAACAUGAAAAAUGGGUACGAUAUGAAAAAAUCCAUGACUUUUGUAUUAAAAUCGCUGUUAUUUGGAAGAAAAGCAGCAAACUACGAUGCAGUAACAGAGUCAGCAUUAGUUCAGUUUUUAAAUAUUAUUAUUAAUCACUAUCCCCUGUAUAACAGUCAUAAUAGCUUAUUUGUUUUCUAUACAUAUUUCCUAUAUAUUACCAUUUCUGCGAGUGAAUUACGGUUGAGUGUCGUUGUGCGUGUAUGAAUGCGUGUACAGAUAAACGAGAGCGCGUCUGUAGUUAGGCACGAAUAAAAUACGCUGGAGAAAGCAGCCAACCUAGCAAUUAUAUACAAACAGAUAACAUGAACGUAUAUAAAAACAGAAAUAUAAAGUCAAAUUUAGGACCACAACGAACAAUAAUCUAUCCGCGUAUACUGGAAACCUAUAGCUUCAUUUCACUCUUUUUUUUGUCAUAAGAUUAAACUGAACAUUUGCCUUACGUUUGUGCUUCCCUCUCCAUUUCCGCCUGCUCGAUUUUAACUAUAAUAUCUAAUUAGAGAAAAAUAUCUGCCGCUAUUAAGCAGGUGUAGUAAUUAAGUUCUGUUUUAAGCAUAACGUUAAGUCCUUUGUUUACUCCCGUAUCUAAUUAAUAUACGAUGUGAUAUAUGCAUAAGAAAAUGGGCGUAAGAUAAGAAUGAAAAUUAGGCGUAGGAGAAUAAACAACCACCAUAUGCAGACAAUAGGGGAAUACCUUCUUUCCACAAAGGAGGUAUUAACCAGUGCUAAAGAUCAUUUAGUGAAAAAUGCGCAGUCUUUUGACGAUAGUUAAAAAACAGUCAAUAUGAAACAAAGAAUAGAAUUUUGAUUAGCGUUGUUGCACACUAAGCAUACGUUAAAAUACUGCAAUUACAUUUCUUUAAAUUAUUUUUCAUCUGUUGUUUGCUCUCCUAUGCCAAAUUUUAAAAGGGAAUUAUAAUGAAUAAAAUCCGUCAACAGUUACAUCGAUAUCAGACGCGAGAGCACCAAUCGCUUAGCUGAACACCAAUCUAGUAGCUUCUGAUAAAAAGGAAGCUAAUCGGGGAUCUUUGUUGCCAUUCCAAUAAUUAGCAUCCAUCUACAAAAAUAAGAGUUAAUUUAAAAAUCUCGUCAGUCCCCAACUAAUCCAUUAUAGAUAAGAAAAAUUGCGAUAAUGGUAUUUAGCAGUUGCUCCGUGGUUGUUAUCGAGCUGUUGAUGUUUACCAAUGCUAAUCCCAUUGAAAAUAUACGAAGAGUAUAUAUCAAAUAAUAGUAACGGUAGUUGACCUGCAGGUAUGAGACCGUUUCUGCUGUCAUAGCGGAAGCCGAUCGAAAAAUGUAAUGUAUAUAGUGGCUGAUUAAUAUUAUCAUGGUUAAACAAACUCGUAUUAGGAAAUAAAAAAUACGAAAUCGAAAACGACGCGAUCUUAAUAACUAACAGAACUAGUAGGUGACAACAAACUGAAUUAGAUGCAACGCGUAAACAUACAUGAGCAGCAGUAAACCGCAAAGCGGCAUUGUGUCGGAGAAAAUUACACUAUGAAUAGUUACACAGAAUUAUCAUUAUUAUUAUUAUACGAAUGAGUGUCAUCAACUAAUAGAGGUUUUAGCAGUUCGGCAUAUAAUUUCUAUAUUAUAUUUCAAAACAAAAAAAAACGACAGUGACUCAUCAGUGGACAGUGCAAACGAGAUUGAGAACUAUCGAUUACGUCAAUAAUUCUAAAAAUAUGGGAUAAAUAUUUAGAGUUAAUCGAUGAUCAACAAGAGAGGACGAUGUAGGUAAUGUUAGGACCGUAUGCGAUGGAUACAACAAAUAAAGGAUAUAAGCGCAAUCACGCCCCUGAUAACAAAAACACUUUGUUAGUUUUGCAGCGUUCGAAGAAAAGAUAUCCCUGGCAAGCUUAAUUAUAAGCAACAAAUUUUCUUACAAAGAGAAACAUUGGGCUAAUUGAAUUACCACGAGUGAUGUCGAUCGCCGAAAUACAAAACCCGGUGGAUCUUAUGUAAAGGAAAUCAAAUAGCUAUUAUAAGCCCACGUUAGCGAGAGCCUAUACCCAACUACAACAACACUGCGAAGCACAAUGGCGUCAAAGGUAGAACCACCAUUCAAUAGUGUUAUUAUCAAAAAAUAAAUAAUAGAAACUGUGGUGAGAAAAGUCUUUUUGCCAUCUGUUCUGAGAAGGAUGAACGCUAAAAAAAUAAUGCGAUGAAUGAGUUGAAGUAACCUAUAGUCUAAUCGCAAUGAUGUAUUGGCAAAAGAUGGUAAUGGCGAUGAUGACUAUUGAUAAUAAAGAUAAAUGACAAAAAUAAAAACAUUGUCUACUGCACUUGUAAGCUUGUGAGAGUGUUAUUUGGAACAUUUGUUUACUAGUUUAAAGAAUGAUAAUUUUUACCGUACAAACC